This is a messenger RNA of Closterium sp. NIES-65, 2433 nucleotides long. The record is from the annotation of a GenBank genome assembly. NCBI's taxonomy places the organism in Eukaryota, Viridiplantae, Streptophyta, Zygnematophyceae, Desmidiales, Closteriaceae.
AUGGAGCCAGCGACCCGCUUUGAUCCGUCGUCCAAUGAGCUGCUGCCACGUGGCAGGUUCCGCGGGGUGGUUGUAGCGGGGACGUUCGAUCGCUUCCACGACGGGCAUCGCACGCUGCUGCGCGCGGCUGUAGCGAUGGUGGCGGCGACACCAGACAAAGGGGGGGAAGAUACCAUCACCAGCAGCAGCGGCGGUGGCGGUAGCAGCAGCUGCAUUGUUGUAGGGAUUGCGGAUGGACCUCUUUUGAGCAAGAAGUAUCUCAGUGAGAUGAUCCAGCCCUACAACGAGCGCAAGGAAGCUGCCGAGAAGUUUCUGCAGCAGGAGCUACAGCGACAGGGCAAGGCUCCCGGCUUGGUUCGGCUUGAUUUUGCGCCAAUCCAAGAUCCCGUACCUGAGCGGGGAGGUUCGGAUCCGAGCCUGGACUGCAUUGUGGUUAGCGAGGAGACAGUGGGAGGCGCCGCGGCUAUCAACAGGAUGAGAGCGGCCAAUCAGAUUACUCCGUUACACGUAGUGGUGGCAUCAACAGUACCAGCGCCAUCAACCGCUGCUCUUCCACUCGCUCCCGCCACCACCUCUACAGCGGCUGACAUCAGCAAGCUAAGCUCCUCCCUGCUCAGGGAGCAAUGUCUCGGAACUUUCCUGCCUCUGCCAAGCAAGCAGAAGAGGCAGAGGCGGCAGCACAAGGGGCGGCUGCAGGCGGGGCCGUACCUGGUGGGGCUCACAGGAGGAAUUGCCUCUGGCAAAUCCACUGUUGCUCGCUUGCUCUGCUCCCUCGCCUCCUCCUCCUCCUCCUCCUCUGCUCCUACUGCUGCUGCUGCUUCUCCCUCUGCUGCUGCCACUGUCUCUGCAGCUGUUCCAAUUGAGCCAGAAGGAAGCAGGGAAGCAGCGAGGGAGGGGUGGCACUCAGAGGAAAGGGAGGCAGGGCAAGGGCGGCAUUCAGAAGAGGGGGGAGCAGGGCAGGGGAGGCAGUGGAGGGUGGGGGCGGUGGACUGUGACCGGCUCGCCCAUCGAGCGUAUGAGCCCGGCACACCUGCGUACCGCCGCAUUGUGGAGCUCUUUGGGGCCUCUGUGGUGCGCGCUGCAGAUGGGCAGAUUGACCGGGCGGCACUGGGAGCUCAAGUGUUUUCCUGCCCGGAAAAAAUGGCUGCCCUGACGGGGGUGGUGUGGCCAAUGGUGCGACAGAUAGUGGAGGAGGAGAGGGAGGCUGCAGGUGCAGGCGGAUGGGAGGUGACUUUUGAGUCGCCUAAGAAGGCGACCAAUUGUGAAAAGGCACCUACUUCGUCUGAGUUCACAGGAGGAGCGUCCACUUUUUCUGAGUGCACUGAAAAGGCAUCUGCCUCUGAGACAUGUAGAAAUUCGUUUACUAUUCGCCCUAUAGCUCCUCCUGCGGCUGUGCUUAUAGUGGAGGCUGCCAUGAUGGUCGAAGCAGGCUCGGACCAAACUGUAGACGAGGUCUGGGUGGUGUUUGUCCCCGAGGCUGAGGCGAAGGCUCGGUUGAUGGCACGGAAUGGGGUGACUGAAGAGGAGGCGGGGAAGAGGAUUGCUGCGCAGGUUGGUUUGGUGGAUGGUGUAGGUAGACUGGUGGAUGGGUGUUUGAAGCCUUGUUCUCAUGCAUGUGCGGAGGGGGAAUGGGUGCUGGGAUGUGUGUGUGGGGAUGUGUGUACUUAUGUGCAUCGAUUCGUCUCUGCUUCCUUUCCCCCUGCCACAGCAUUUUCUUUCUGUCUGCCAUCCUCCCCCUCUUCCCCUUUACCCCUUCUCUUCUUACCCCUGUCGCUUUCUUUCCCUUCUUCCUUUAUCCUCUUUAUUAACAGCUUUGUUCCUGAAUCUCUCCUUUUCCCUUCCUCAACCUCUUCUCUUGACCUUCACUCUCCACUCACACCAUCCACCACCCAGAUGACGUCAUCUGCCAGGCUGGCACACGCUGACGUGGCCAUCUACAACGGCGCCAGCGAGGACGCCACACGGCACCAGCUGGAGCGGGCGUGGAGUGAGGUGGCAACGCAGCGGGCAGGACCGUGUUUGGAGCAAUGGAAUGAAAACUUCAAUAGGCUUCAGGAGCAAUGGAGCAUUUCCUCUGGGAACCCACACUCUAUGGCUGCUCAUAUGCAGCCUCAUUUCCUGGAAGCUGCACGGUCAGUGUGGACCCGUUGGGCGGCGCUGAUGUGGCGUCUGGAUGUGGAUGCUGACGUGGCAGAGAGAUGGUUCCUGAAGCUGGUGUUGGUGGAAGAAGGGGUGAGGGGGGAGAAGGAAGGGGAGAAGGCGGGGGAGGAGGGCGGGCAGCAGGUUGGAGUGGCAGGGGGGUGGGUGGCAGCUGUGAUCGUCUGCUUCCAACACCUCCGCAGGUGUGCCUCUGUUCCUUGUGUGUGCUGCAGGCCAGAAUGCUGCUCUGUUUACCGGUUGAAGGUGCAGCAGGUUGGGGUGGUGAGGGGGUGA